This is a messenger RNA of Esox lucius (northern pike), 1367 nucleotides long. RefSeq names its product V-type proton ATPase subunit e 1. Gene Ontology annotation, cellular component: proton-transporting V-type ATPase, V0 domain. Gene Ontology annotation, molecular function: proton-transporting ATPase activity, rotational mechanism. The coding region runs from base 480 to 716 and encodes 78 amino acids. The transcript is spliced from 3 exons. The record is from RefSeq and is a predicted model, not a curated record. Gene Ontology annotation, biological process: proton transmembrane transport. NCBI's taxonomy places the organism in Eukaryota, Metazoa, Chordata, Actinopteri, Esociformes, Esocidae.
AAAACAUUAUUCCGCAAUUUAGAUGAUUCCUUAAACUUAAAAAAUAAGGCGUUUGUUUUCGAAAAUAAACACAAAUUGCGCUUAUGAUGUAGAGUUUUAGCAACCAGGAAAUUUGGAAUCAGCCUUCCCAUUAUAACAACGCACUCCGUUGUGUAGCAACAUUUAAACACCCUCCGGAUGCAGCUUACAUGCUCUGUGUUUUACUGCUGCGUUAACGCUGAAUAGUGUGAACAACUGCGACAUUGUUCUCUUUAAUGACGAACGUAAUACUUACUGCAUUCAUUUUUACAGAAGUCUACAAAAUAUAAACAGGCUACAUUAUGCAGCCUGGUGGUUGAUUUGGGCACUUCGUCAUGUGACCUGAGUUCCUGAGUUCCUGAUUUGACUAGUUUUGUAGUUCUUGUUUACUGGUGUUGCAGGCUAACGUAGUCCGCAUAAGAGAGUAAACGACUCCAGAAACAAACUACGUUAAACGCUCCAUGGCUUUUGUCAUUCCUAUGGUUGUGUUUACAUUGUUUUGGGGAUUUGUUGGAGGGGUAGUACCUUGGUUUAUUCCCAAGGGACCAAACAGAGGGGUCAUCGUGACCAUGUUGGUAUUAACCGCAGUUUGCUGCUAUUUAUUCUGGUUGAUAGCUAUUCUCUCCCAGUUGAAUCCACUGUUUGGACCUGCGCUGAGUAAUGACACUAUUUGGUAUCUACAAUUCCACUGGCCCUGACUCUGCCGUAGACUGUGCCCUGAUAAAGGUCUAGGAGGAUAACAAAGCUAUAUCGCACCUAUCUAACCUAUUUUUAUUGUUGUAUCUGAUACUUGGUUUACCUAAAAUAAGGUAAUAACUCUACUGCCACAGCUUGUUAAGAUGAAAUUCAUGCUCGGCCUGUGAGUAUUGCAUCGUUAUCAUCAUCAUCAUCAUGUGAUGUUGUUUUGGAAGCUAUAUCUGUCUAGGAAUCUUAAAAUUAGGGGGCAAAUGGUUCAGACACAAAGCGUCAUUCAGAGUGAAAGUCUUUUUGUUUGAUUUCUUACUGCUGAGUAAUAGGCUCUGCUAUUGUGAGUGAAAUAAAUAAAGAGGGGCUGGCAGACCUAAACAGUACACUGGUGAUUCCUACUUCCUUGCCCACAAGGCCCUGAGCUCUGACCCUACCACCAAUGAAAUAUUUGGCUUUGUUUAUAUACUUGUUGCCAUAAACACUUGAAAUAUUUUCUUUUAAUAUAAUAUUGAUAUAGGACCAUCAGAUAGGACGUCAUGCAUAUGACAUAGCUCGUCCUAUCAGCUCUCAGUGAUUCUCAGAACUAUUGUAAAGGCACUUUUCUAAAUGAGUGUACUUAGUCUGUGUUCCAUGUUUUAUAAGCAAUAAAAUUGUUGAUGGUU